Branchiostoma floridae (Florida lancelet) is the source of this 2565-nucleotide messenger RNA. RefSeq names its product gastrula zinc finger protein XlCGF57.1-like. Gene Ontology annotation, biological process: regulation of transcription by RNA polymerase II. Gene Ontology annotation, cellular component: nucleus. The transcript has 2 exons. Gene Ontology annotation, molecular function: RNA polymerase II transcription regulatory region sequence-specific DNA binding; DNA-binding transcription factor activity, RNA polymerase II-specific. The record is from RefSeq and is a predicted model, not a curated record. Bases 301 to 1845 code for a protein of 514 amino acids. NCBI's taxonomy places the organism in Eukaryota, Metazoa, Chordata, Leptocardii, Amphioxiformes, Branchiostomatidae.
GGCUGAUAUGUUUACAUGGAUUUCCUUUUAGAGCUGUUAAACCAGCAAACAUACAAACAGACAGCGUUAAAAGCGUUGAUUAAGCAGUGAAAUAAAGUUACAUCGUUGUGACAUGAUAAAACAUUAUGGGUAAUCAGGUAUGUCAACUUUGACCUUUGACCCUCACGGUGCACAAGGGUCAGUAUGCCUUUCCGCCAUCUUGAUUUGUUGGAAUAUCACGUAAGGUUCAUUUGCCUUCAGUUUGAGGCCAUUGUCAAGACAUUUCAACGCAUCAGCAUAUAAUCGACCCCAUAAACUGAAAUGGACCAGAAAAACAGUGAGAUUGCUAUGGACCCCAGGAACCAGACAAACAGCAGCGACAAAUCAGACACGGGAAAACAGCAGGAUGAAAAGGGGGGCAUCCCAUAUGGGGAAAAGAUCAGAGAAGAAUCUGAUCAUCCUAACCUACAGGGUCAACAAACAAAGCAGUUAGACAGACUACCGGUGAAACGCACCAGGGUUAAACGCUUUGUGUGUACGGAAUGUGAUUUUCGGGCAGCCAAAAAAUCUGAACUAUUAAGGCACACGAGAAAACAUACUGGUGAGGAACCUUACAAUUGUGACCAGUGUGACUAUUCUGCUGCACACAAAGUUUCUUUAGACCUUCACAUCACUAAGCAUACUGGAGAAAACCUAUUUAGGUGUGAAGAUUGCGGAUACAGGACUGCUUACAUGUCUAAUCUAACGGGACACGUGAGAACACAUACAGACGAGAAACCCUACAAAUGUGAUCAGUGUGACUAUUCCGCUGCACGGAAGGGAAACUUAGACCGACACAUGACUACACACACCGAAGAUAAACCCUACAUGUGUGGAGAGUGCGGGCACACGUCGGCUGAUAGAUCUGCCUUAACCGUACACAUGAGAAGGCAUACAGGUGAGGAACCAUAUAAAUGCGACAUGUGUGGCUAUUCUGCUGCAAAGAAAUGCCAUCUAGAGUCACACAUGGCUAGACACACCGGCGACAAACGCUUCAUGUGUGUGGAGUGCGGAUACAGAACUGCUCACAUGUCUUACCUAUCCGUACACAUGAGAAUACAUACUGGUGCAAAACCUUACAAAUGUGACCGGUGCGACUAUUCUACCGCACAGAAAGGAAAUUUAGACCGACACAUGGCUAACCACACCGGAGGAAAACGCUUCAUGUGUGGAGUGUGCGGAUACAGGGCGACUGCCAGGUCUAACAUAACCAUACAUAUGAGAACACAUACAGAUGUGAAACCUUAUCAGUGUGACCAGUGUGACUAUUCUACUGCAAGGAAAGGAAAUUUAGACCGACACAUGGCUAAUCACACCGGAGAAAAACCCUACAUGUGUGGAGAGUGCGGAUACAGGGCGGCUGAAAAAUAUUCCUUAACCGUACACAUGAGAACACAUACAGGUGCGAAACCUUACAAGUGUGACCUGUGCGACUUUUCUGCUGCAACAAAAAGCGGUUUAAACAAACACAUGGCUACACACACCGGAAAUAAACCCUACAUGUGUGGGGAGUGCGGACUCCGAACGGCUGACAGGUAUUCCUUAACCGUACAUAUGAGAUCACAUACAGGUGAGAAACCUUAUAUAUGUGACCAGUGCAACUAUUCUGCUGCAAAGAAGAGCGAUUUAGACUCACACAUGGCUAGACACACCGGAGAAAAACCUUACAUGUGUGGAGAGUGCGGAUAUAGGACGGCUCACAGGUCUAACCUAACCGCACAUAUGAGAACACAUACAGGUGAGAAACCUUACAAGUGUGACCAGUGCGACUAUUCUGCUACAAAGAAAAGCUACUUAACCAAACACUUGGCCGAACACGAUUCUUAGCGAUACAUUUGACAAGUGCAGACACAAGACGGUUGAAAAAUCUUACGUAUCCAGGACACGCACAAAAUACAGAUUAUCAAAUCAAAUGCGAUAACUUCCGAAAAUAGUUUCAUCAGGUUGGUAGAAUAUAGGAUGAAGGAAAAUUCUUUUUUACACAACCACUGAAAGAAGAAAAGAAGUCGGCAGUUACAGACCAUAUCGCCAGGCCUAGGAACAAUUGCUUAAUUGACUGGGAGGGGCGAAGGUCAUAGACAGGGAAGACAAUAGGCGGGCACGGUGGAUUAAGGAGGCCAUCUGGAUAAGAAAGUCAACCCCAGUGAUGAACCGGGACGAGGGAGGAUACAAGCUAAGCCACGUUUGGGAUUGUUUUCUCACCGCAAAAGCGCCACCUACAUCGGCUACAUAUAGCGGUGAGAAGCAGAACUCCAGUUAGAAGCUCUGACGAUGUGUCAGAGAGACAUCGAAACGUAAGCCAUGUAAGUAACUACUGGUUGUGUAAAAAAAACUCUCCUUCAUCCCAAAUGCGAUAAGUCCGGCAUUUCUGUUUCAUAGAAAUAUAGCUAAUAAAUACACAUGGUCAAACACUCUGUAGUUUAUGAAUACACCAACCCAACAUGUGUGAUGAGUGCGGAUUCACCGGGAUGCAACUUUGGUAUAGUUGCAUGACUAUUAAAUAGCCGUAUAUCAGUAUCCACUAUUUCAGGACAAAAGAGACAAAAA